Molecule: messenger RNA, 4200 nt
Organism: Phytophthora sojae
Lineage: Eukaryota; Oomycota; Peronosporomycetes; Peronosporales; Peronosporaceae
Product: pleiotropic drug resistance protein ABC superfamily
Exons: 3
Coding region: 1-4200 (1399 amino acids)
Biological process (GO): transmembrane transport
Cellular component (GO): membrane
Molecular function (GO): ATP binding; ABC-type transporter activity; ATP hydrolysis activity
Source: RefSeq, a predicted model, not a curated record
AUGAUCGCACCAAGCACCACAAUCGACGUGCCGCCGACCACCGCAGGUCCCAAGCUGCAGCCAGGUCUCGAGUCCGGCCAUGCGCUCAUGGAGCACGGCGAGGCCGCCUUCUACGACUUCGUCGCUCAACAGCUCGAGCCCGCUCUGGGACGAACGCUGCCACAGAUGGAGGUGCGGUGUAAGAACCUGUCCGUGGUGGCCGAAGUCUCCGUUGUCGAGCAGAAGCAGAGCGGGGCCACGUCCGAGCAGCCCUCCGUCUACAACAGCCUCAAGCACAUCGUCCGCAAGCUCACUGCCACCCGACAUGUUACGGAACGACACGUGCUCAACCGCGUGGACGCUGUGUUCGAACCGGGCACCAUCACAUUGGUCCUCGGACAGCCCGGGUCCGGUAAGUCGUCGCUCAUGAAGAUAUUGAGCGGUCAGUUCCCGAUGCAGAAGAAUGUCACGGUGGACGGAGACAUCUCGUACAAUGGAAGCCCCUGGAAGGAGCUGCUGCCGAAGCUGCCACAAUUGGCCGCGUACGUUCCGCAGACCGACAAGCACUUUCCGACCUUGUCUGUGCAGGAGACGCUCGAGUUCGCCCAUGCAUGUUGCCCCGAGGAAGUGACGUCUCGACGUGGAAAGGAGAUGCUAUCGUGUGGCACGCCUGAGCAGAACGAGACGGCGCUGCGAGCUGCCGAAUCGCUCUACAAGAACUAUCCGGACGUGAUCGUGGAGCAGCUCGGUCUGCAGACUUGUCGUGAUACAGUAAUCGGCAACGCGUUGAAGCGCGGCGUGUCCGGCGGCGAGCGUCGGCGCGUGACAACCGGCGAGAUGGAGUUCGGCAUGAAGUACGCGACGUUCAUGGACGAGAUCAGCACGGGCCUGGACAGCGCGGCCACGUUCGACAUCGUCUGCACGCAGCGUGAUAUCGCCAAGAAGCUGCACAAGACGGUGGCGAUGGCGUUGCUGCAGCCUGCGCCGGAAGUGUUCGAGCUCUUCGACAACAUUUUGCUGCUGAACGAUGGCGAAGUUAUGUACCACGGGCCUCGAGAGCACGUGGUGCCGUACUUCGAGAGCUUGGGCUUUGUCUGUCCGCCGGACCACGACGUGGCCGACUACCUGUUGGAUCUGGGCACGGACCAGCAGUACCAGUACGAGGUGGCGAAGGCGAGCACCCACGCAUCCUUCUCCGUUCAGUCUCCUCGACUGGCGAGUGAGUUUGCGGAUCUGUUUCGCCAGUCGGAAAUUCACCAGCAAAUCAUGCAAACUCUGGACGCGCCUUGGAGUGACGAGCGUGUGCGUGAUGGCAAGGAGCAUCUGAUGAAGAUGCCUGAGUUCCGACAGUCGUUUUGGGCCGGCACCCUGACUGUAAUGCGCCGGCAGAUGCUUCUGGCGCUUCGCAACACGGAUUUCAUGCGGGUUCGGGCGCUAAUGGUGGUUGUCAUGGGUCUCAUCUACGGCAGCACGUUCUUCGGGUUUGACCCGACAAAUGCUCAGGUGGCGUUGGGCGUACUGUACCAGACCACCAUGUUCCUGGCCAUGGGCCAGGCAUCUCAAACCCCUGUGUUUAUCGCAGCCCGCGAGAUCUACUACAAGCACCGGCGGGCCAACUUCUACCGCACUUCGUCGUUCGCGAUCGCGUGUCUGACGGCGCUGGUGCCAUCGGCUUUUGCCGAGUGUCUGGUGUUCAGCUGCUUCGUGUACUGGAUGUGCGGCUUCGUCGGUGGCGUGGGCUACUUCCUGUUCUUCCUGCUCUGCAUGGUUCUCACCAACCUCGCACUGUGCGCGUGGUUCUUCACGCUGACGGCCAUGGCCCCGAAUUUCAACAUCGCCAAGCCCUGCUCGACGUUCUCCAUUACGUUUUAUGUCGUCUUUGCUGGGUUCGUGGUGCCCAAGACGCAGCUUCCGGCCUUCUUCCUGUGGAUCUACUGGCUCAACCCGCUCGCGUGGUGUCUGCGUGCAGUUGCCGUGAACCAGUAUCGCUCGCCCAAGUUUGACGUUUGCGUGUACGCGGGUGAAGACUACUGCUCUCAGUACAACAUGACCAUGGGCGAGUAUUCGUUGUCGCUGUACGACGUACCGUCAAACAAGGCGUGGGUGUGGGGUGGCGUGUUGUUCCUGCUGUUCUCGAUCGCGUUCUUCGUGGUGGCCGGCAGCUACAUUCUCGAGCACAAGCGGUACGACGUUCCUGCUGCCACGGUGGCAGUUGUCGCCAGCUUCGUCGAUGACAAGGAAAAGAGCGAGCUGGACGACAUUCCGGAAGAGCAAGAGCAGCCAAGCCGUCCGGACGGAACAGCCAGCUACGUCAUGGUCGCCACUCCACGAGCUGCCUCAAGCUCACCAGCACAAGAAGAAGCGCCGUCAGACAUGGUCGUGGUAGACCUGCACGAGGAACAGGCAAGACACGAGUCUAUCGACCUACUCAAGGGCAUCAGCGGAUACGCUCUACCUGGUACCAUGACGGCCCUCAUGGGGUCGUCGGGUGCUGGUAAAACAACCUUGAUGGACGUGAUCGCUGGCCGCAAGACUGGAGGCACCAUCCAGGGCGAAAUUCUUCUCAACGGAUACCCCGCGACUGAGCUGGCCAUUCGACGAUGCACAGGAUACUGCGAGCAGCAGGACAUCCACUCGGAGGGGGCCACCAUCCGAGAGGCGCUCACGUUCAGCGCCUUCUUGCGCCAGGACAGUAGUGUAUCGGAGCGUGCCAAGUUGACGACCGUGGAGGAGUGUCUGGACUUGCUGGAUCUGCGCCCCAUUACCGACCAGAUCAUCCGCGGUCGAUCGCAGGAGCAAAUGAAGCGCCUCACUAUCGGUGUCGAACUCGCGGCGCAACCGAGUGUGCUGUUCCUGGACGAACCCAUCAGCGGCAUGGACGCUCACUCGGCCAAGGUGAUCAUGGACGGCGUGCGAAAUGUGGCGGACAGCGGCCGCACCGUGGUGUGCACGAUCCACCAGCCCUCGUCCGACGUCUUCUUCUUGUUCGACAGUCUGUUGCUGCUGAAGCGCGGCGGCGAGACGGUGUUCUUCGCCGGACGACCGCACCUGAUCGACUACUUCGAGGCGAUCCCGGAGGUGGCGCGUUUGCCCGAGGGUCAGAACCCAGCCACGUGGAUGUUGGAGUGCAUUGGUGCUGGAGUGGCUGGGGCGGGCGAGAAACCCAUGACGGACACCGCUGCAAAUGUUGACUUCGUGCAGCACUUCCGUCAGAGCACCGAGCAACAGGCUUUGGUUGAAGGUCUGAACCAACCGGGCGUGUCGAUGCCGGCUCCUGAUCGCCUGCCAGAGCUGAUCUUCACGCGCAAGCGUGCUGCGAGUCCGCUGACCCAGCUUCGGAUGCUGAUGAGCCGGUUCAUGACCAUCUACUGGCGUACGCCGUCGUACAACUUGACUCGCUUCCUGAUCGCGUUUGCUCUCGCGGUGGUGUUUGGAUUGGUCCUGAUCGAUGGCCACUACACGACGUACCAAGGCCUGAACUCGGCGAUUGGCAUCAUCUUCAUGACGGCGCUGUACCAGGGCUACAUCACGUACGUCGGCUGCCUGCCGUUCACGCUGCGCGAGCGCGCCUCGUACUAUCGUGAGCGUGAUAGCCAAACGUAUAAUGCGCUCUGGUACUUCGUCGGCGCCACGGUCGCCGAGAUCCCGUACGUGUUCGGCAGCGGCCUCCUGUUCACGAUCAUCUUCUUCCCACUGAUGGGCGUCGGAUCGUUCGGAACGGCUGUGCUGUACUGGGUCAACGUGUCGCUGUUCGUGCUGAUGCAGACGUAUCUGGGCCAGCUCUUCAUCUACGCCAUGCCGAGCGUCGAGGUGGCGGCUAUCGUGGGCGUGCUGAUCAACGCCAUCUUCCUGCUGUUCGCCGGCUUCAACCCGCCCUCCGGAUCCAUCCCGGACGGCUACAUGUGGCUCUACCACAUCACGCCCCAACGGUACUCGCUCUCCAUCCUCGUGUCGAUCCUGUUCGGCAACUGCCCCGAAGACCCGACGUUCGACGAAGCCACGCAGACGUACAUCAACGUGCGGUCGGAGCUGGCGUGCCAGCCGCUGCAGAGCACGCCGCUGUCCGUCGGCCACACGACCGUGAAGGGCUACAUCGCGGACGUGUACAACAUGAAAUACGACGAGGUGUGGAGCAACUUCGGGUGCGUCUUCAUCUUCCUCUUUGUGUUCCGCUUCUUGUCGCUGUUGGCGCUCCGGUACAUCAACCACCAGAAGCGGUAG